Molecule: messenger RNA, 1281 nt
Organism: Aspergillus nidulans FGSC A4
Lineage: Eukaryota; Fungi; Ascomycota; Eurotiomycetes; Eurotiales; Aspergillaceae
Exons: 2
Coding region: 1-1281 (426 amino acids)
Source: RefSeq, a predicted model, not a curated record
AUGGACCUUGUCCUUACUCAGAGGCCGGGUAUCCGCAACCACUCACUUUCUUUGGAUAUUCAAGUUACACCACCAGGAAAUCAGAAUCAAUCGUCUGCUUCAACGUUCGCCUCGUAUGCAACGGGCGAAAAUAUUGAGGGAGUCAUCUCGAUCACGUCACAGCGCGAUCUCGGUUUCGACUAUCUACAUAUCGCGUUUGUUGGAGAGGAAAGUACAACCAUCCCCAGUUGCACUCCCGACAAGGCACAGCAUCGGUUUCUAAAGCUUGUUCAAUAUAUUGACGACUCGAGUCUUCCGAGUCCCAAGGUCUUUAAAGCUGGGCGUAAAUAUGAGUUCUCGUUCAGUUUCGAAGUCCCAGACUAUCUUCCUUCAUCUUCCUGCCGCCAUUCCGCCAACCCCCUAGUCAAGGCGGCUCAUCUCCACCCGCCUCCAAGCUGCGGCGAUGCCAGUAUAGCUGGGUUUGGCGGUAAACUGCGGGAUGACUUUGCGCCGGCAGCAUGCAAGGUCAUAUACUCCAUCAAUGCCAAGCUUGAGCGACUUGAUCCGACUUUUGGAGCCCUGCAGAUGAUAGAAGAAAAGCGGCUCAAAGUGCGAAUCAAGCCGGCUGUUGGCGAUGUGCCUCUCCCGGAUUUACUGCCCAUGGACGGUCUCAGCAAUGAGUACAGUCUAAAUCAUGAACAGGCCAUCCAUUGCGGUAGUUCCAAAUCCAAGUCCCCGGUGAUCGGCCGCCUAGCCAUUACAUUAGAACAGCCCGACUGCUUUUACCAUCCUUUACGAGACCCAAUCAGCUUGAUCAGCAAAGCAGUACGGCUGUUCCUCGUAUACUCGCCUUCGAGUAGUGACUCAACUAUUCCACCUCCCCAGCUCAAAUCCCUCCGCGCCCACAUCACGGCAACAACGAUAUACACCACAAAGCUAGACAGCACCGCCCACCCUGUUCCUAGAAAGAGAGACUUCUUUAACCGCCCGGUCAAUUUUCGCGACGCCGAGCUCCCGCUCUCGUCGAUUCCUUCUUCGCCGCAGCUACGCUGGACCAAGGACCAGACUGGCAGCUAUACGGGGACACUGCUGGUACCGGUGACGCUGCCCAAGGACAAAAGUUUUAUUCCAACAUUUCAUUCUUGCCUGAUUACGAGAGUGUAUAGCCUUGGUUUUCAGCUCACUGUACAGGGUGCCUCAGAGCCCUUUAGACUGAAGGCACCCAUGCAGAUCGCUGCGGAGAGAGAUCCGGCCGUUCUGCCGUCGUACAAUGCGUCGUUGGGGAUUGUUGAAAUGGGAUGA